CAGAACAGCACACACUGCAGUCCCUCUUGUACUACAGUUCUUCUGCUGUUCUCACUCCAGAUGCUGAGAGUAAGCUUGUGACAACCAUGGAUGCUACACUCACCUCAAGUCAUGUGACUAGACACAACUCUGCCAUCAGGAUCUACAUGGCUCAUUGUGAUGUGAACUGAAGCAGCAUGACCACUGGGCAGUAUGUCUGGCAUCUGAAGUAAAGAACACACUUGACGAAGCAAUACCAGCUUGAUGCAAGACAUUAUUGAACAGAGAGUAGGUGCUUGCCCUUCCCAGAAGAAUAUUUGGCGAAUGGGGAGUGGCUCCUCAGAUGAAAACAUAAGUACAAGAAAAAUUAAGUUACAAACAUCUUUCCCCCCAAUACACCUCAGUCUUAUCUCCAACUCUAAACCCCUGGAUAAGAAAUCCAAGGAACAUGCAUCAAAUUCAGAUCUCUCGAGACAAAUGCGAGGAGACAAAAUCAAUUUGCCGCAGGUGGAAAAGGCAUCAGAAAAACCCCCUAAGCCUGCCAAGUCAUUCCCUGACAAGUCUAAAUAUCCCAAGGAUUUUGGAUGUAACAUUAGCAAUCUCGCAAGCACUCUUACAUUUCCAUAUGAGGGACAAAAAGACUGUAGACUCGAAAAACAAACUUGGCUGGAGGUUCCACUUCCAAAGACAGCCUCAGAACGAUUGUCUCCAGAGAUUGUCAAGGUUCCGGAUUGUCAGUCAUGCAAGAGUGAGAAAAGAAUCAGAAGUAAUUAUGACAAGAUCCUAUUACAGACAAAGAUGGAAAAGGAGGCCUUGCAACUGAAGGUUAACGAGUUAGAGGAUGAGUUGAGAAGACGAGAAGAAGUUAGUAAGAAAGCAAAGGAAGAACAAGAAGACAUCACCAUCAAUUUGGAUCAGACAAACGAAGGCUGUGUCAUCAUGGAUGGCUGUGACAAUAAUCCCAAUAAUAAAUGUGCUGUUAAUUGGGGAAAAUAUAGAAAACUGGAAAAGAGUAACAAAGACAAACAAGAGAAGAUUGACUGUCUACUGAUAGAAAUUGAGAAGCUAAAUGCAAACCUCAGUACAAGACUGCAAGCUGAAAGGAACCAGGAACAACUGUUUAACAGUAAGAAAAGCAAAUUAGUUUCUGAUAUGGAAGACUUAAAGUCACAGUUUGAGAAGGCGAAAGAGCGUGACAUACUGAAAGUUUCCUGUCUGGAGAGAGAGAAGGUAGAAACACUUACACAUCUGGACAAUGCAAAUACUGAACUGGAGAAGUUGAGGAAAAGACGUUCACUAGUAAUAGCCGAGUUACAAAAGGAAAAGGAUUGCUGUUUGCUGGAGAUUGAGAGGCUGAAAGCUUAUUCUGAGAAGGUGAUGAUAGAGAACGCGUCUCUAACAGAAAGCAUCAGGGUCUUGCAGCAGGAAAUGGAGAAGAGGUCAAUGUCUUCCAUUUUCAGUCCCCAGGUGUAUGCAGCCAGAGCUGAGGUUCUGCUCAUUUCCCACCAGUCCUUCCCAGAAAAUACUCAUGCAGGUGCCGCAGACCACACAUUCCCUGAGAUUUGCAGUUGUGGCAGAAGCCUUCAGAAUUUAAGUUCAUCUUCCAAUAAAAGUGCAGUGACUCAGGCAGAGGAAGCCGUGACAGUGAAAGAGAUCUACAAGCAAAUGAAGCGAGAGAGGAACCUGUUAUUAGAUGUCAUGGUUAUUAUGUAUGAGAGAAGAUGGUUCGUGGAUGAAGCUAUCCCACACGUCAGGAGGGCCCUGAGAAAAUGUGGAGCACUAUCAGCUCAUACAGAAUAGAAGUGGAAAAUGUGUGAUAUUUAUUGAAGUAUCCGGACUGAUGUUUGGUGUCACUACCAGGGAUCACUGCGCUACACUGCUGCACAGGGUCUGGAGCAGACGGUGUUAGUGGUUACAUUUUUUGCAGGAGUUUAUACAAUCCUAAAAAUACAGUGUUGCUCUUCUGUAUUUUUGUGAGACUAAAUGGAACAAUUUCCUUGAUUAUGUACUAAAAUGUAUAGUACCAGUUAUACAAUGGCUAUUAACAGUUACUAAAAUAGGGUCUGCUUAGGGCAUAACGGAGCCCUGAUCCAGCACUGCAUAACCAUACUAUGUGGUGACUGAAGAAACCAAUACAUUAAUAUUUAAACCUAACGUCUGACUUUGGGACUAGAUCACUAAAGGCAAAAUACAAUGCUUAUGUUCUACAUUUCUGUAUACGUGCAGAAGAAAGUAUAGGUACAGCUGUCUCUACAGAAAGAUUUUCUUUGAUUUUUGUACAUAUCUGUAUUUUUUACUGUGAGCGCAAGAUGCGCGCGUUCUACUCAGCGAAGAGAAAAAUUAAACAACUGUAAAGCGCAAUGGAAUAUGCUGGUGCUGUAUAAGCAAAUAAUACUAAUAAUGCAUUACAUAUACAGGGUGAACUAAAAGUAGGUGGACAGUUGAUGGAAUAGAGUUUGUGUGGAUUGAAAGGUAGACUUCAAAGCUGUAUAAAUAGUGAUGGACAGCAGUUUGAGAACCUGCGUUGAUAAAAUAGGUGAUAAAAAUUUGAGUGCUUUGGUAUUGUAUUAGUAAAUAUAAUUGUAUAUGUAAUCUCAAAGUAUAUGUUAUCAUUUACUGUCCACCUACUUUUGGUUCACUAUAUAUUGUAACACUGUAGGGGUGCAAGGCGCCUUUUCCUGGGGAAUAUGGUAGCACGCAGCAGCUGAGGAACAACACAAGUCCAGUUUCUGGUACAACUGACCCCGGCCAGUUUUAUUGAAACAGAAAAUAAAACAAACCCCAAAAUAAAAAUACCUUGCCUGUCCGGCACUAACUAAACAUAAGAUAUUCCUAACUGUCACUAAACAAAACACAGAGUUCUUCAGUACAUACUGUAUAGCUUACUUGCAUCAGAAAGCGUGUCUCUCACACACAGAUCCCUCAGCCUUCCCAGGCAGUCUGCCCAUACUAAUCAGGUUAGCAGCACUAUAAACACACUUACACAGCUGAAACCCUGAUUAGCCCUCUGUGAGGCCAAAGACCCGAACUGGGCCCAAUGUCUAGAACUCGCCUUAUCUCUCUCUCAGAGCCUUUACCCAGCUUUUACAGCAAACUGAAAAGGUUCAGACAAAACAAAAAGCAUUUUUCCUAGAAGUUAACAUUUUCUAAAACAUGUAAGACAAGAACCUGGGACAAAUAUACCUGCCCUCAAACACUAUCCCAGUGUUCUUGUCACAAUAUAUACACCUAAGGGCCUAAAUGAACAGUCGGGGAUCUAUGCAUGUAUCUGACUAGGGUUCUGCUUUUCCUCCUUAUCCUUAUUUUAUUGUCUUACUGUUCAACAAUGUUUUAUAAAAAUUUUGUAAGCUGUAUUAAUAUGUCAUCUUGGAAAUUUACAGUUAUGCAUCCUCCUGUAAACUUCAUUGUAUUCCGUUUUUCUAUAUGUUUGUUUUGUUAGGCGGCUAUGGCAACGGGCAGCGGUUGAUGACGUCCUUUGUGGACGACGUCCCUCUGAUUUCCGGAUGCCGCCGUCAACACGUGGGUUACCUGGGGUAUAAGGUGAGAUGGUUUUUCAUUGUAUGUUGUGCCUGACGAUGAGGGAAUAAAUCCUUUGAAACGUUGCUAUACUUCUGCUUCUGUGCGUAUUAUUGACUGAGUGCCGUGGAUGAUUUCUUUGGAUAUAUUGGUGUAUUGCCUGUGCACCUACCGCUGGCACCGGGACUUUUUACUCUUAUCUACAACAGGUGUGCUGUCCG
Molecule: messenger RNA, 3716 nt
Organism: Pseudophryne corroboree (corroboree frog)
Lineage: Eukaryota; Metazoa; Chordata; Amphibia; Anura; Myobatrachidae
Product: rho-associated protein kinase 2-like
Exons: 11
Coding region: 244-1779 (511 amino acids)
Source: RefSeq, a predicted model, not a curated record